Onychostoma macrolepis is the source of this 6454-nucleotide messenger RNA. RefSeq names its product ras-related GTP binding D (gene rragd). NCBI's taxonomy places the organism in Eukaryota, Metazoa, Chordata, Actinopteri, Cypriniformes, Cyprinidae. Gene Ontology annotation, molecular function: GTPase activity; GTP binding. Gene Ontology annotation, cellular component: lysosome; nucleus; Gtr1-Gtr2 GTPase complex. The record is from RefSeq and is a predicted model, not a curated record. The transcript is spliced from 7 exons. Bases 277 to 1461 code for a protein of 394 amino acids. Gene Ontology annotation, biological process: positive regulation of TOR signaling; regulation of autophagy; cellular response to starvation.
AUGCAUAGCCUGUUUGUUUGGGGAAGGGAACGGGAGGCGUCCUCUCCUCUCAGUCUUCUCUCACAAAGUUGUUCUGCAGCGCAGCUCUUCGUUCUGUGAUGAUAGUGAUGAAUAGUCACAGUGUGCUGUGAUUCCUCACGCAGGCGGGCUGCUAUGUGUGUGUCACAGAGCUAGAGAGCGAGGGGGAGGUGAAAGUUCACCAUGGCUUGGCCAUAUCAGGUGACAAUGUGGAAAAGUUUGGCUGCCGCCUCAGAUUAAAUUUCUUAAACUCGGAGAAUGACAAGCGAACGGAAAUACAAUGAAGUGGACGGAGAAAACGAAGCGCUGUUGUUCGAUUAUUAUGAGGAUGAUGAUGAUUUCGACACAUUCACUGACGGAGACGGAGACUGCGGCUGUGAUGAAGGAGUGUUGGGCUUCAGUGAUCCGUUCAGCAGUGAGGUGAAACCUCGGAUCCUGCUCAUGGGCCUGAGACGAAGCGGAAAGUCUUCCAUUCAGAAAGUUGUAUUCCACAAGAUGUCACCCAACGAGACUCUCUUUCUGGAGAGCACUAAUAAGAUUUGUCGAGAGGACGUUUCCAACAGUUCCUUUGUCAGCUUCCAAAUCUGGGACUUUCCUGGUCAGAUUGAUUUCUUCGACCCCACAUUCGACUAUGAGAUGAUAUUUCGUGGCACAGGGGCUCUCAUCUUUGUCAUAGACUCUCAGGAUGAUUACGUGGAGGCAUUGAGUAGACUUCACCUCACUGUGACAAGAGCCUACAAGGUUAAUCCUGACAUCAACUUCGAAGUGUUCAUCCACAAGGUCGAUGGCCUUUCCGAUGACCACAAAAUUGAGAAACAGAGGGACAUACACAAACGAGCCAAUGAUGAUCUAGCCGAUGCUGGUUUAGAAAGAAUACAUUUAAGCUUCUACUUGACAAGCAUCUAUGAUCAUUCAAUCUUUGAGGCCUUCAGUAAAGUUGUGCAGAAACUCAUCCCUCAACUUCCCACCCUUGAGAAUCUGCUCAACAUUUUCAUAUCUAAUUCAGGGAUUGAAAAGGCUUUUCUCUUUGAUGUGGUCAGUAAGAUUUACAUAGCAACCGACAGCAGCCCGGUGGAUAUGCAGACCUAUGAAUUGUGUUGUGACAUGAUAGAUGUGGUUAUCGACAUCUCGUGCAUCUAUGGGUUGACUGGAGAUGAGGCAGGAACUCCGUAUGAUAAAGAAUCAAUGGCCAUAAUCCACUUGAACAACACUACGGUCAUGUACUUAAAAGAAGUCACCAAAUUUCUUGCCCUGGUGUGUUUUCUCAGAGAAGAGAGUUUUGAGAGGAAAGGACUUAUCGACUACAAUUUCCACUGUUUCAAGAAAGCCAUAGAGGAGGUGUUCGACGUGCGCUUGAAAGUGCAGAGGAGUCGGAAGCUUCUGAGCCAGAGGAGGUGGAGCAGGCAGACUGUGCCAAACGGGACUCAGGUGCAUCCUCAUUGAAGAGCAUUGAAAGCACGCCAGCCUGUUACAGUGACUCCGGAGUGAAGGCUUCACACAGACUUCGCUUGUGCUUUGAAUCUUCUUCAGGGCCACUUGCUGCUCUUCAGCAAUCCAAAAUGGCGAUAUAGAUUCCGUUGUGCAUUAAAUAUCUUGCACGGCUAACUUAGCUGUCCAUGCAAAGUUGUAAAGUAAGGAAAUUUUUUGUUGUUUUCAAUAAUAUUUUUUACUCAAAAUCAAUCAGCUGUGCUUGAGUUUCUCACAAAAUACAUGGUAAAAGCCAUUACCAAAGUCACAAGUGCAAUAUCAUACAGAACUUUUGUCGCAUUUUUACAGUAGGGCACAAACAUCUCAUUCAGAAUGCAUUGUAAAACAAGAAAGUGAUUUUUUUUUUUUUUCUUUAGUCCAUAAUUAUUUAUUUUAUUACCCCUGCAGAUUUUUUUUUUUUACUUUGUCAUUUAUGGUUAAACAGCUAUUCAGUUUUGCAUAUAUUUCUUUAUUUACUUAAAAUUGUAUUUUAAGUUUGUCAGCAAAUUUUUCAGGGCUAACUACUGUUCUUCAGCAAUCUGAAUAGUGCAUUAAAUAUAUUGCACAACUAACUUGGCUGUCCACAUUUUAACAGUUGGCAAAGAAUGCAACAUUUUUUUUUUUUCAAUAAUAUUUUUUACCUUAGAAAAAUAUGUGCUAAAAGUUACAAGUGCAAGAUACUUUUUUAGAGCACAAACAUCUCAGUUAUCUUCUAUUUACAUUGUAAAAUAAGAUUUUUUUUGUAAAAAAUAAUUUUGAAUUGCUUAAAAUUUUUAAUUAAUUUCCCCUUUUAAUUCCUAAUUAUUUACACCGCAUUUGAUUUUUGAUCUUAUUUGAUCUCAUGCAUUUUUUUUGUCUGUUUAUUUCCUUAAAAUUGUAAUUGUGUCAGCAACAUUAAGUUAACAAACAAGCAUACUGUAUGAUUGGUUGUUUUGCAUAUACCAGUGGUUCUCAAUCAAGGAGCCGGGACCCAUUAGAGGGCCUCAGCAAACUUCUUAACAGACUUAAAAUAAUUCAAAUGAAUUAUUAUUAUAACACAAAUAAUAUUAAUAUCAUAAUUAAACAACUAAUACUAUUUCAUUAUUUCCCCCCCUCAAUAGCUAUUGAUAGUUUCUGUUUGCAAAAAAAGAUUAAAAACAAGCAUCUUUGUCAUAAUUACAGCAAAAAUACUGGAGAAAAAAUAUUUUAUAUAAAAUUAUGUUGGCCUCCAAAAAGGUUGAGAACCACUUGCAUAUACAUUUGCCAUAUUGUAUACAUUUUAAGCAUAAAAUUGUAUGCUAAUUUGCAGCAUAUUUAUUUAUUUAUAUUGUUUAAAAAAUGAAAGUGCUUUUGUUUAAAAAAGUCUCUUUCUUUGUCACUCACAACUACAUAAAAAUAUAAUUUUUUAUUUUACUACCACGUAUCUAACUUUAUAUUAGACAUCAAUUUAAAAUGUCUAGUAGCUGAAAUGAUUCUUAUUCUCAGAUUUCACCAAAUGCAAGAAGUGUUGAUUGACUCACAGACACUUUUCCCUUUCCAGGCCAUCCGCACUUAGUGUUUGCUCACAAGGAACAAUUAACUUCUUUGUCGUCACAGGAAGUGCAAGGUCCCGCCUCCGCCCUGGCGCUAAUAUCAUGUAACUGAUUUCAGUGGUUGGUGUGUGUUGCCAGGGUUUUAAUGCGUGUGCAGUGGAAGUGUCUCGCUGUGGGGUUAGAGCACCAGCGCUAAUCCCAGGGGAUACCUUUGCUUCGGCAAUGAAGGCUGAUGGGUAAAUCUCAUGAGGUCAGAGCCGCUUACGCAAGAGCUGCUUCUCUCUGGAUGGACUACUCAUCUGUAGUGAAACUACAAUGUGUUAUGUAAGACAAUUUCAUGUUUAGUAUUAUAAUCUCUAUCAGCGGGCCAAACGCUAUUUACUUGGCGAGAGCAGGGACGCAUCUGUGACUGAGGGUUUUUCCUUUUGUGCUCAUGUGUUGUUAAGGCACAUGGGUGAAGUGAAGAACUUGAACAUGAAGCUCUCUCUCUUGGUGAGAAUAUAUUAGAAUCUAAGAAGGACUCUUUCCUAGCUGCAUUUUUAAUAGCACUGCUGUUGCCAUGUCAAACCGAGUGUAAUUUAAAUCUAUCAGCCGUAGUUCUCAGUCACAACUAGUCAGCUGCUAUAGUGAACGUACCAAUCAGAGGCUGUCAUAGAGGAUUAGAUUGCUUCAAGACUUAAGCUGUCGCUCCACAUUAAGAAAAGGCUUUAUGGGCUCUUCACAGGGUCUUCAUUGAUUGGGUGAAAAGAGAGCAGUCUUCAUGUAACUCGUGCUGUCAGACAUGAAGUACACAUCAGACACAUGUCAAGUUAUCCAGAUACUUCCGCUCUCACAUAUCCUAGUACAAAUACACAAUUUAUAGAUUUUCAAUGUCUAUUUAAGCUUCUUAGUUUACUUUGUGUAUUGCUUUUUAUUGUGCGACAGUUUAAUCAAGAUUUUUUUUGUUUUGUAAAACUUUACAAUAAUGGUUCAUUUGUUAAAGGAACAGUUCACGCAAAAUUGAAAAUUUACUCACCCUCGGGCCAUCCAAGAUGUAGAUGAGUUUGUUUCUUCAUCAGAACAGAUUUGGAGAAAUUUAGCAUUACAUCACUUGCUCACCAAUGGAUCCUUUGCAGUGAAUGGGUGCCGUCAGAAUGAAAGUUCAAACGGCUGAUAAAAACAUCACAGUAAUCCACACGACUCCAGUCUGUCAAUUAAUUUCUUGUGAAGUAAAAAGUUGCAUGUUUAUGUUACAUUAAGACGUUUUUAACUUCAAAUUGCUGAUUCUGGUUGAAAAAUGAGUCCUAAAUAUUGCUUUCUCCAGAGAAAAAGUAAUCUUGUCUCAAUCAGGAGAGAAAUACACACAGAUCAAGCACUAUUUACAAGCAAAAAUGAGUCGAAAACAUAUGCUGGUGGAUUUUAAUGAGAGAGGACAGUGGGGGAUGGACUUUUUCACUGGAGUAAGCGGUAUUAUGAAUUAUAGACUGAAUUAUUUUAGCCACAAGUGAUGGGUUAAAAAUAAAAUGCUGAAUUUGUUUCUAACAAACAUCACGCAACUUUUCGCUUCACAAGACAUUAAUUGAUGGACUGGAGUCGUGUGGAUUACUUGUGGAUUCUGACGGCACCCAUUGACUACAGAGAAUCGAUUGGUGAGCAAUUGACGUAAUGCUAAAUUUCUAAAUUUUUUAAAAAGGGAAUCAUAAGACUUUAUUGUAAUGAACAAUAAUGUGUCAUUAAAAUAUAAAUAAAAGUUUAAUGACAUUCCUAACACUUUGAAUGUCCUCGACUAUAUCUAGAUAUUUUUGUUUUUCUGAAAAAAAACCACUUGCACAAUCUUAACUAACUAGAUCUUUAAGUUGAUUUAAGUUUCAGAUUUCAGAUGAAAGUCAGCGAGAGCAGAUAUGGCUCAAGAGAUGAUCUGAAGUCCAGAAGAAGUCUCUUCAGUUUCAACCUCUCUUAAAAGUAAUCUUUGUUGUUGCAUAACUAUUGGCCCUGAACAACAGCCCCAGAUUCUGUGACGAGUGAGGACAGCCCAGCAUCCAGCCUGCGUUUCUUUGACCUCGCUAUUUCCCCAACGGAAUGAAGAAGUUGGUGGAAAAACAGCAGAUCUGACUUGUGAAUUUACCUCCCGCUGACACAUGAAUAUGCAGCCUGAAUAUUAUUAUUAACAAUUCAGAAGUGCCUCAUUAAAGAUAACUUAUAAUUUAGGCUCACAGCAUCCAGCAAAUCUGAGAACCAUUUCAAUUUUUCAGGAACCGAGGCAAACAUUCAAUUUAAUGAUAAAUUAACAAUUUAACAAUUUAAUCUUAUUUUUUGUGACCUAUUUUCAAAUUUCAUGCCACGAUUUGUUUGCAACCCCCGCAAAGGGAAAUGAAGGUCACACUAAAAAACAGUUCAAUAUGCUUAAAUAAAUGAACAAAUGAUUUUUAAAUGUGAUGAAAACAUUAUGUACAUUUUAAAUUACAUUUUUGUAUUGUCAAUGGCAACAUCAGGCCUCAUUUUCACUUCAGAUUGCAUGUGUUUCAUGCCGUAAGGUUUAAGGUUAUGACAACAGAUGUUUUACUUUUUAUUCUCUUCAUUGGCGUUAGGCUGCAUGUCACAUGUUUCUGGAGUUCAGAAUAAAUAUCAGACCAGUAAUUAUUCAUGUGGUACAAGUAUGUCACGUGGACUUUUCUUCAGUGAAUCGUUUCAAACUGCACAUCCUAUCAAAGAUUGCUUGUCUAUAUUUAGCCUUCAAUACUGAACAAUGUUUUGAUGUUUAUCACCUUGGAAACAGUUUUUUUUUUUUUGAAGGCAACUUUAUGAAGCUCUGUGCAAAAUUGCAUGUUUCUCUUUCAUCUAGAGCGUUUCAAGAGGAACAUCACAUUGAAGUCACUUAUACUGUAUGUCACAUAUUUCUUCACCAGAAAACAUUUAUUUAUCUUUUAAAAGCCCUUAACUAUGGUGCCUGUGUUAAAGGCUCACAUAAAAACUUGUGUCCAGCUUUCUGCACAUAAAAAGUUAUCUAAGCCUACGAAAUGUGUCCUUGGCUCUGUGAAUUGUAGCAGCGGCCUCACUAAAACACAAUGCAGAGUUUUAAAUGUUUUAUUACUUUAUUUAUUUUUUUUAUUAAUACUGGGAAUUUCAAACGUUUGAAUAGUUUGAAUACACUAUUUACUUUAAAAAUAUCUACAUAACAUUUAUUCAUGCAAUUGAGCAAGCAGCAAGUCCGAGUUUGCUUAUAAUACACUCACAUGAAUUUAUUCAUAAUAAAUAUAUAAUCUCAAUAUACUGGGCUUCAGUGUACUUUAAAACAGUCUGUUUGCUUAACUUGAGUUGGAAGUAAUCGUGAAUUGAUAAUUAACCCAUAGUAUUCAUUAAUAGUUUUAUAACUGGUUUAUCUUUCGUCUUCGUUGGAUUAUGCUGAGUUUGCAGUCAUUUCCCACAAAUUUAAUAUCUAUUAUUGCUCCAAUGUCCGAUUUGUAAUUAAAAUAAUCUUU